CAUGAAAUUAAAUUUCUCCUUUAAUAAAAAGCAUGGUAUAAAAUAAUAAACACGGAAAGGAAGUAACGUUGUGCUCUUUCCUAAUAUUCUACUCUAUCUGAUUUUGACACCGAUGAAAAAAUUUCUACUAAUAACAUCUGCCAUUAUUACUCUGCUAUCAACAGUAGUCUUUGGAAGACCAGGAGAAGAAGAAUAUCUAGCCAAUAAUAAUGAGCACACAUUUAUACAAAUUCUCAGUUGGGAUGAGGCUUAUGAAAAAGCCAGGCCCUUAGUCGAGCAAAUGUCUUUGGAACAGAAAGUCAACAUAACGACUGGCUUGGGAUGGGAAGGUGGACGGUGUGUUGGUAACACCGGGAGUACCAUCAAUCCAGAUUUUCCUGAAUUAUGCUUACAAGACUCACCGCUUGGUAUCAGAUUUGCCGACGGAGUUAGCUCCGGCGUGGCAGGCGUGAACGCAGCUGCCUCUUUUGAUAAAGAAGCUAUCCGUAGACGCGGCGAAUAUAUGGGCGCCGAAUUUCGUGCUAAAGGAAUUCAUGUUCAACUAGGUCCCGGUGUCAACAUGUUGAGAGCGCCUGAAGGUGGUAGACUUUGGGAAGGUUUUGGAGAGGACCCCUAUUUGGCUGGUAUUGCCGCAGCGGAAACUAUUCGCGGUAUUCAAAGCCAAGGAGUUAUGGCUACUGUGAAACAUAUCAUUGGAAACGAACAAGAAAUCAAUCGUGAAAAGUACUCAAGUGAAAUAGAUGAGCGAACAAUCAAUGAAAUUUAUCUAUGGCCAUUUGCAAGAGCAGUCGAAGCAGAUGUAGCUUCAGUUAUGUGUGCAUAUAACCAAGUCAACGGUCAAUACGCUUGUGAAAAUGAUUAUGUUCUAAACCAAUUGUUGAAAACCAAGCUAGGGUUCAGAGGCUUUGUACAGAGUGAUUGGGCAGCGACACACUCGACCGAUCUUAGCGUACUCAAUGGAUUGGAUAUGACAAUGCCAGGCGACAUUACAUUCCAUUCUGGAGAUUCAUACUUUGGAGCCAAUCUGACUAAAGCAGUAAAGGAAGGAAGAAUUGACGAGGAUAGGGUUACUGAUAUGGCAAUGAGGAUAGUAGCUUCUUGGUACAAGGUAAGACAAGAUGAGGGCUUCCCCGAAACCAACAUUGACAGCUUCAGACCAGAAAACGAUAAGCAUAUUAACGUUCAGGGUAACCACCAUAUUGAUAUCAGACAACUAGGCGCAGCAUCGACUGUACUUUUGAAAAAUGAUGAUAAUAUAUUGCCCUUGAGCAUUUCCAGAAAAAGGAAGCUUGCUGUUAUUGGAUCUGAUGCCGGGCCCGCCAAGAAUGUAUUAAACUGCCCCGAUCAUGGUUGCAAUGAUGGAACACUAGCACAAGGCUGGGGCUCUGGUACAGCAGCUUAUCCAUAUUUAAUCACGCCUUAUGAGGGUAUCAAAAGCAAGGUUGGAGACCGUAUGACUGUAACAAAAUACCUUGACCACACGAAUUUGAAAAAAGCAGCUAAAACUGCGUCCGAUGCCGAUAUUGCCAUUGUAUUUGCUAAUUCCAAUUCAGGCGAAGAAUUCAUCGUCGUCGACAAUCAUAGGGGCGAUAGAAAUGAUUUAAAUCUGUGGAAUAAUGGUGAUGAAUUGAUCAAAGCUGUAGCCGAUGCUAAUGAAAACACCAUAGUUGUUAUACAUUCUGUUGGCCCCGUCAAUAUGCCUUGGGUAAGGCAUCCAAAUAUCAAAGCUAUUCUAUGGCCUGGUUUGCCUGGGCAAGAAUCCGGCAACAGUUUGGCUGAUGUAUUAUUUGGUGAUGUUAAUCCAUCAGCAAAACUACCUUAUACGAUCGCUAAAAACCCUAAGCAUUAUCCUGCAACCAUAUCGCUUGGGAAUACCACUGAACACGUUAUUCCUUAUGAGGAAGGGCUAUAUAUUGGCUACCGCUGGUUCGAUAAAAAUGAUAUAGAGCCUCUUUACCCAUUUGGUCAUGGUUUAUCUUACACCAAGUUUCAAUAUUCUCAUGGUCGAGUACAAGUUGUACAAGGUAGAGCAAACAAUAUAACAGUUUAUGCAAACAUCACUAUAAGUAAUGUAGGUCAUUAUGAUGGUGCUGAAGUCGUCCAGCUUUACUUGACAUAUCCCGCUAUUGCCGAAGAGCCUCCUCGAAUACUUCGUGGUUUUGAGAAGGUAUUCAUUCCUCGAGGCUGUGAGGAGACCGUAUCUUUCAAAUUAUCAAAGGAAGAAUUAAGUUACUACGCAGUCAUUGACCAUGAUUGGGUUGUACCAAGAGGCGAUUUUGUUUUACAUGUUGGCUCUAGCAGUCGCGAUAUUAAAUUUUCCAAAAGAUUUACACUAGAUUAAAUUGCAAAUUAUGUAAAUAUGGUUUUUGUGCAGUGUUAAUGACUAGCUUCGACACCCUCAUGAUGAAAAAAUUCAAUUAUAAACCAUCACUCCUCUAGUCACAUUGAAUUAACAAUUGCAUC
Messenger RNA from Mycotypha africana, 2463 nucleotides. Its product is annotated as glycoside hydrolase superfamily. Bases 113 to 2341 code for a protein of 742 amino acids. The transcript has 11 exons. Gene Ontology annotation, biological process: glucan catabolic process. Lineage: Eukaryota; Fungi; Mucoromycota; Mucoromycetes; Mucorales; Mycotyphaceae. Gene Ontology annotation, molecular function: beta-glucosidase activity. The record is from RefSeq and is a predicted model, not a curated record.